This is a messenger RNA of Metopolophium dirhodum (rose-grain aphid), 9106 nucleotides long. RefSeq lists its product as uncharacterized. The record is from RefSeq and is a predicted model, not a curated record. The coding region runs from base 504 to 2306 and encodes 600 amino acids. Lineage: Eukaryota; Metazoa; Arthropoda; Insecta; Hemiptera; Aphididae. Gene Ontology annotation, molecular function: protein binding. The transcript is spliced from 9 exons.
CCGCGUUUACACGUAUAUCGCGUAUAUAGUAAUACUAUCAUUCCGAUAGUGCGUGCACGCUCCGCAACAGUAUAACGGCAGUCGUCGGCGCCCGCGGCCCGUCACUCGCUCGCUACCAUCCGGCGCGCGAACACGCUUACAACGCACGCGAGUGACCGCCACCUCCCCGUCCCGGACCACCGGUCGCCACCCGCCGCACCGACCGAGGAGAUCACUCGUCGUAGAUUUUUUUAUGAGAAUACAAUUUUUUUUAAAUUUUUUUUUCCCGUUUUUUACUCCGAUACACUUGUCAUCGCCGCCGCCACCACUCUAUUCCGGCCGAAAACACCGCGAGAUUGUUCCGUCGCCGUCGCGUAUGUUAUUAUUAUGUCCAAUCAUUUUUAAUCGUUUGCCUUUAUAACUUUGUCCCAUUGGUGAUAACAACACUUGUUAACUUUUAAUCAAUUCGAGUUCAUUGAAAAACACCAAUGUGCAUGGCUGAGUAAUGCGAUCAUCGAUCAAUCAUGGCACUCUUGUACAGGUUGGUUAAGUUGCCAGACCGUUUUCAGACCCAUGUGUUUACAUUCGUGGUGACCAAAUCAGUAACUCGUGAUCCAGACCGGGACGUUACGUCCAAGGAAUUUGCUUGUGGCCAUCAAAAAUGGUCAAUUACAUUCUCACGAACUGACAAGAUGUUAGGAGCGUACCUAGUGUGGAAGAGUGCUUCCGAAUCGGUGCGCGUUUAUGUGGAUUUUACGUUCACUAUACUCAACCGUGAACAUUUCAGCGUGAACGAAUCAUUUGCUGGUAAACAAGUGAAGUUUACGACGGACUGUCCGGCCCAGGGAAACCGAAAUUACAUACCGGUCAGCGACCUGUACGGCCGAAACUUCACGGACGCGAACGGCGAGUUCCAGCUGGAACUGUCCAUCGGUCACGUGCGCACGGUGUACGACACGGAGUUCGGCGUGCCCACGUCGCUCACGUCCCGGCUGAUGCACCACCACCAUCAGAUCCAGAACCACCACAACCCGGCGGCCGGAAAUGCGCUCCAGCACCAGUACGGCACGGCGUCGCCCAGGGGCACCAAGUGCAAGCUGGAGACGUCGUACUUCACUUUCGGCGGAUUCGAUUGGAACCUGGCGCUGUACCCGCACGGCGUCAAAGACGUAUCGUGUACUUCAGUUGAAGGCCGUAUGUCUGUAUAUUUGAACCGAUGCACAGGAUUUGACCAUCAAUGCCGUGUUCGGUACAUGUUAGUUUUGGGCGAUGGAGAAAAACGUCUAGACUCAGGAAUAUUGGAUGAUGUAUCCGAUUCAGAUGGAAAAAGCUAUGGCUGGCAUCCCAGAUAUAAGUUCUCCGAACUUGUUACAAAGGGCACGAUUCGGGUACAUCUCGAGAUGUUGUUGGCGAAUACCUUGAGUGAAGUUAUAUCCAGCAUAGUGAUAACGGGAAUCAACCAGCACGGGGUUUCGUCAGCAGCGUCCAGUGGCGUUGUGGCAUCGCCCACGAAAACACAAUGUUACGACCGGGACAAGCACGCGUGGUCCAUAAGAAGCGAUUGCCAAUCGGAAACGGUCCGACUUCAUAUGGUCUACAAAGAUAUUCAGAACGUGCCCAGAAAUCAUCUCAGGUAUGUUUGUUGGACGGCGUACCUGCUGCGUUACCACGGUAAAACGGGACACGUGGAACCGGUGCCAUUACCGGGUGCACCAUUCAGCCACUAUUACGCCACUGACGCCACUGACGAAGGGAUUAUAAUGGAAACCGACAUAAGCGUCAAAGAGCUCCGUGAUUCGGGUUGUCCUUUUUUGACAGACAAAGGACAAUUGAGGGUCCAAGUCGAAUGGGAAGAAAGCUAUUUACUGUUCCAAGCCACAUACCAUAAAUACGACGACGUCAGUAGAACUCACAACUACCAGAUGAGACGCGAGAUCACAGCUCUGCAGGCCGAAAACUACAGCCUGGAACGACAGUUGUUCAGCUACCAGAAGAGCAUGUCGCUUGUUCAGAGCCGGGGCACCACGUACUCGGACGAACUGGACCCGACGGACGUCGGAGACGGUGGCGGCGUCCCGGUGGACGAUCGUGAAGAUCAGCCACAUCAUCAGCAUCAGCAUCAAGGGGGUGGAGGUGGCGGCAGUGUGUUCUACGACGACGGCGCGCCCCUACAGCUCCAGUCCGCGGUCGUCGUCGGCCCUGACAGCUACCCGCUGCCCCAACACCACCCACACCACCAUCAACAGCAACACCCGCCGCACCAUCAACUCCACCAUCAUCACCCACUGCCGCAGCCACCGCAGCAGCACCACCACCACCACCCAUGAGGUCGGCUGCCGUUCCACGAGACCGACGACGGCCACCGUCACGUGCCGCACUAUCGGCACUCGGACGGCGGCGGUGGCCCGGCCACGUGGACGUCGGUGGCCAGCAACGCGGUCACUACAGUGUUCAAAAAGGCCCAGAGACGUUUCAGCGUCAUCCUCUACAACAACAACAAUCCCAUGUGAACGUGCCAAAAACGUAUUAUAACAAUAAUAUAAUACCUGCUCGUAUGAUUUCAACUCAAUCGUUUUAAUAAUAAUAUUAUUAGGUAGGUUUGAUACCCACUGCAUGAUAAUAUUGCGUUUAUUUUUUACUUAGUUUUAGGUGCUUGUCGAAUAGGCGCAUUCAAUUUUACUAUACAUAUAAUAUAUUGUUAUAUGUAUAGAAUGAGUGUGUAGUAGAGAAAUAUAGAAAGAGAGUGAGAAGGAGUGUGUGUGUGAGAGAGGGAGAGAGAGAGAGAGAGAGAGAGAGAGAGAGUGAGAGAGAGAGAGUGUGUGAGAGGGUGACAGGAGAGGAAGGUCCCCUAAAACUUUCUUGCCCGUCAACCUUCAGCCGAAAAAAUAUACCUAUAAUUACUGCGUAUUUCGAACUACUACAAAAAAUAGUUCAACGAAUAUAUUCUUUUUUUUUUGACACUACGUUUGUUGUAUAUAUGUAUAUAUUAUUAUAAUAAUACUUAUCGCAAAAUCCCGACGACUUUCGUCACGCAUAAUAUUGUAAUAUAUUCACAUAUAUUAGGUAUAUUAUGCAUAUUCCGCAGGUCAAAAUAUGCCCCUAAGGUAUAAUAAUAAUUAAUAAUAUAAUAUAUAGUAUAUACCAACGUAACUAUUCAAAUAGCUUUUAAAUAUUGAAAAAAAAAAAAAUCAUAAAAAUAUCACGGAGCAAAAAAAAUAAGUUAUACACAUUUUUGAAUUUUAUGUAAAAUAUCCAAACUGAAAAUCCCUUGCAGAUAAUUUUUUUUUUGAAAUUUUCCCAAUUUUUAGCAGACUAGUUUGCGUACCUAUUUACGCAUUUUACACUGAUGAUUCCUCGGAUCAUUACCUAUAAUUUUGUUCUUUUUAUACCAUUCCGGAAUACACCAAAAAAUGUAGAGAGCUCUCAGCUCCUACUGAAUAAUAAGGUUAAUACUAAAUACAAUCAAAACUACUUCUAUCAAAACACAAAUUAUUUUUAAAACUUCAAUAUCAUAUAAUGUACAUCAUUAAAAUACUGUUAUAUUUGUUGUAUAUAUAAUAUUUAUGCUUUAAAUGUUUAAAUUGAUAUUUAGGCUUUUUAUCACGUUAAGCCUUCAAAUUGUUUCAUACUCCCAAUUUUAUUUUCAUUAUUUGGCUCGAAAGACAAUCUAAUAUCGUUCUACAAUAUAAUAUAUUAUUUCAUGUCAGAGAAAAAUGGCAUUGUUCACACGGAGUUAUUUUUUAUUUAAAAUACAAUUAUUUUAUGUUUGCGUUGUGUAAACAAUACACUUAAUGUUAUAAAUUCUAACGUAUUUUCUACAAUCAUCUCUCAAAAAUUAUACAUUUGUACGCAAUCUGAUUAUGAAAUAAUAUUAAAUUAAUGAAAUGUAUAAAUAUUAGGACCAAUAGUAAUAAUGAUAGGAUCUGGGAUCGAAAUGGCAGUCGGCAUCUAUAUCAAUAUUUUAUCUUAAUCCUUUUUCGCAAGGGAAAGAUAAAAAACCAACGCGCAAAACCACUUUUUUCCCACCGAAUAAAAGAUUUAUUUCAUGAAUUUUGGAUUUUAUAAUUUACUCAUUCGCCAAUAAUAUUUAUAGUUAUCUACAUUAUAGUUAUUCUUCUCUCAUUUUUAUAUCAAUGAAAUUUUGUUCAAUAUAUUAAUCAAUAAACCGAAUAAUAUAAUAUGACUUGCAUAACUUGACAUUGCAUUAUAUCUACUUAAAUAUAAAUUAAUUAUAUGGUAGAGUUUGAUAUGAAAAUCAUCGACCAUUUUGUUUUAAAUAGACUUUUAAUAUUAUUACUCGUAAAUUUUCAGAUUAAAAUAUGACUUUGUUUCUGGAAUGGUAAACACUAAAAUUUUAAGAAUAUAAGGCUAUGUUCACAGCCAAGUGCCUAUACUACAUAAUUUUAAAUUUACAUUAUUGUUUAAAGCGUAAAACUUACCCUUUGGCUACUUCCAAUAAAAUAUGAUGUUCGAUCUCCCAUCUAGAUUAAAUUAUCGUCAACUUGACAACACUAGAAAUACAUUUACACUGGUAACUAAUCGAUUACGUACAUCUACGAUAAAUUUUAGAUCAUCAUGUAUUCAAUUAUUUUCCAAAACAACAAACAAUUGAAUAAUUAUAAUAUUGUAUAUGCCGCGUUCAACAAUUCAUCUAUUGUUUUUUUUUUUUUAAUAUCUAUAAGUGCUCGUCCCAAAUUCUGAUUUAAAUGUAUUAUGUGUUGGAAAGUUCCGGUCAGUUUUUAUAUCCUUUCAUUUGCAGUGUGUGUGGGUUUUUAAUUUUUUUUAGCUUUUUGUUCAUAAUUUAUAAUUUAUAUUCAUGUUUCUUCGGAACAUCUGUAUUUAAUUAAUUUGCUGUGAAACACGUGAUAUUUAUAUUUUAAAAUAACGUGCGUAUAGAGAAAUUAUUUGAUUUAUUAUAAUAAAAUUCUACAUCCUCGUAUCGAUUCAGGGGAAGAUAAAAGAAAAGAUAUACCUAUGAUGGAUCAUACAACUUAUCACAAUGUCCAUACAUUACACAGGCAGUGAAACAAAUCCAUCCAUAAUACCCAUUUAUUCCACCUUUUUUAAAAACCUUUUGGAAAAUCAUUUUGUAUUUAUUGAAAAUUAAAACAAUUCAUGCUCUUAAUAUUAAUCGAUUGGUAAUCGAAUACCACGAAAAUAAUAUUAAAAUGUCAUCUAAUAUUAAUAAAAAUUAUAAAAAUAAUAAUGUGGAUAUAUAUAAACCAAUAUUGAAUACGGGGUUUUCCAUAAAAUAUAAUAUAUUCUUCACACGAUUUUAUACUGAAUUUACAAACCGAACGGGACGAAUACUUGUGUAAAUCAUUGAUAUUUAUAAUGAACGAGAAGUAUAAAAUGUAUAUGUACAAUACGACAACAUUUUUCUCAAAAUUGCAACUUUAAAUUGUUUUUCAUUUUAUUAUUCAUAUUCUACAAUUCCAAUAAGUCACAGUUCGUUUUUUGAAUAUUUUACACGCUAUUUUUAAUAUAAUUUAGUUAUUACUAAAUUUAGUUUUCAAACGUUUUCUGGCAGUGUUGGUAGGUAUAAACAAAUUUUGCUACAAUACAAUAUACUUCUCAGCAUUUCAAAAAUAAUAAUUAAAUAUUAUUAUAAUAUAAAAAUUAAAAAGUAUACGUACUAUCUACCUAUAAAAGCGUACCGCGUAUUUUUCUGGUUCAAAUGUAAGUACCUAGGUUCAUCCGAGUCGUUGAAAACAUUAAUUUUAAAACUUAGUAGAUGAAAAAAAUACCUUCUGUCGUACGUAUGUGUGUUUAUUAAUUUUACGUCCGGUAUUUUUGGAAUGUUCGACUAUAUUAUUAUGUUUUGCAUUGAACCUUUUGUGGUUCUAGUUUUACGAAUACUUUUAAAACACGAGGCUGAAUUUCACGUGGGAUUAAUGGGGUUAACCCCAUAAAACCGUAUAGAAGUUUUCGAAAUUGAAUUGUUAUGGUGAUGAUUUAGAAACUUUAGGUAUAGUCGACAAAACAACCAAAUACCUAUAUAGGUACUUCUUAAAACUAUUAUAAUAUAAUCAGGUAAUGCAUUGCCAUUAUUUGGAUUUAAUUAUAUUUUUUUCUGAACUUAAUUUUGUUACGUCACAAUAGGACCUAAUAUUAUUGUUGGAUUUAUAUAGAUUACAAUUAAACUUAAUAAUGUUUAGCACACGCAGGGGUCUCUGUAUCUCUGUAUUUCGUGACGGUCGGUACACGGGCCCUCGUGUUCACCAAAAUGAGCACGAAAAAUUUAAGCGAAAAUUCUAAAAAAAUAUUUAGUACACGUUUGUCGGAAAAUAUUUUAAAGGUUUCCCCAUACGUAUAUAUUAUAAUAUUACAUAAUAGGUAUACGUACGGUAAUCACAAACCGACUCGAAAAGUUUUUUUUUUAUGUAUUCGGGACACGUAUCCAUGCAUUCAAACGCCCAAAACUGCAAUGCUAGGGUUUUUGACUUGAAUUUUCUAUGUUUUUUUUUCUCCAUUUUUGAUCUAGUACCAACAGAGUUAAGACACGUGUCGUCACCGUCUGACUUUACAACGAUCCCAUUAUUACACACGCGACAAGCCCGCGAAUAUAUUUUUCACCGUUUUUUUAGAUUUUUUUUUCUACUUAUAUAUUAUAUUUUCGUCUUCUCGCGAUCUCGUCGCGAACACGCGUAGGUAUUCGGUAUUGUUACAAAGUCGGUGCAUUAUUAGAAAUUUAACACCCAUGGCGUACCUUAUAUAUGCUGGUAAAUGCAUAGGAUAUACGGUAUAUACCGCAAGUACGCGUUAUAGACGAUCGAUUCACAUUUAUGAAAACGCAUAAUAUAUCAUAUUGUAGUACAUUAGUACAUGACGACGUAUAUAGAUUAAACGUAUUUUUUCUAAAGCUUUUGAAAAAAAAUUUAACUAUAUUUACUAUUUGAAACUGCAAAGAUUGGUUUUUUUAAUUAGACGAAUUAUUUAUUUUUUAUCCGUAUUUAGACGGUAUGUACAUACCUACAAAAUAAUAUAGUAUAUUAUGUCAUGUUAAUAUAUUAUAUAGAAUGUACUUACCUAUGCGGCUACGCAUUAGACGAUUAGAGAAGGUAGGUAUACGAAUUGUUUAUUCUGGAACGCUGUACAGACAUAUAUUAUACUACCUGCCUCUAACCAAUGUCAUAUUUUAUGUAGGUACAUAAUAUAACAUGCAUUAUUAUUGUAUCUAAUAUAUAUUCGGUGUAUGAGAUAUAUUUUUGUUAUAUGUACGCAAAUACGAAAUUACAAAAACUAAAAACACCAUAAGCACCCUGUGUGCGUGUAUAAGAUAACUGUAGAAGGCACCUAUACUUUAAAGUUGUUCAGUGACAUUUUCGAUGGACGCUAUUUACAUUUUUAAACGUUAUUGAGCUAAACGUCCUGCGGUAUAGGUACUUUUAGCAUUUAUAGUACAUUUUGCUGCUUGUGAUAACGGACAUGAGUAGCUGCGUGAACCGUUUGCUAUACACCUACGCUAUUAAAAAGCACAGACGACCGACAAUGUACUAUUAUUAAAAAUAUUAUAUAUUAUUAUAGUAAUAACUGAUUUUGUUUCAAACUGAUUUUUUUUUUUUUUUUUAACAUUAUAUUAUAUUCUUAAAAAUAGUUUUAUUUCGAUAAUAAUAUUGUAGGUAAAUUUUUAUAUUUAACACGGGGCGUACUGCGUAGGUACUUGUUUCGAACACACCACGUAUAUAACACGAAAACCAUUUUCUCCCGCCAAUAUAAUAUAUUUUGUGUGUCACGCAUUUGUUGACGGGUCCUACAAUCGAAUAUCCUUAAAACUCUGUUUGGUUUAUCCAAGGAAGUUUUUUAGGAUAUAAUUCCGGUCGAGCAGACAUAUGCGGGUGGUAUCGCGGAAAAAAUCAAUGGGAAGAAAAACUUUUCGUGAACGUUCUCUCUGUUCCUUACAAUAUCCCAUAUAUUUCACAUUUACGGCGAAUUUCUCAAUGCUACGCCUGGCAUGAAUUUAUAUAGAAUAUUAAUAUGAAAAAAAAACUUAUUUUUUUAUAAUGCUACUCUUGUACUUUCUACAGUAGACGUAUAUGUGUGUAAAUCUAAGCUAUAAACGUUAAGUGAUCCUUAAAAGCUGCACUAUUCGAUUAUACAAUAAUAUAUGUAUCUGUAUGUAUAUGUAAUAUAAUAUAACAAUGUGUAUUACGCACGUAUACAUAUAAUAUGUAUAUUACCAUCAGCAUUUUGACCACUAUUUAUCUGUCAAUUAAAACAAUUUUUUAAAUAAUGAUUCUUACUUAUAAGUACUUAUUGUGAUAUCGAUUUGUUUCUAUUUAUAUUUUAUAAUCAUAAUAUAAUGUAACGAACACUGUAGGUGUGCGCAUUUAUGAAUAUUAUUAUUAUUAUUAUUAUUAUUAUUAUUAUUAUACGUCAUAUAAAAUAUUAUGUGACGGCCAAUUUAUUAUAUACGACGGCUCUAAAAAAAUAAAUUACACAUUGAAAUCAACACGUCCACACCGAUUUAGUCCCCCGGACCAACGGAUUAUCGUUUGACAACCGUUCGCGUCUGACACGGCCGUUUCGUGAUAGUGUCUACUUAGUGAUAUUAUGUUCUAUAUAAUAGACGUAUAUUAUUCAGUAGGUGGUUUCUCGAUUCAACUGCUAUACCGACAACUUUACAGGACCGUGCUACUCGUUAGUCGUUUCUACCAACCAAUCAUCCAUGUAGGAAAUGCAUUUGUACUUCCUUACCCACCAAUAUCGUUUUGGACGAGUAAAUAUCGCUUUGAGAUUACUAGCCGCCCAACUGUACAGAUGCAUAAUAUAGAUACAUAAUGCCCGUGGCCUAACAAUGAUUUUGUUAUUAUUUAUCUCGGUGAUUGCUAAGUGGGGCUCAAGUCCAUCUGACCCGACGACGACGACCGGUGUCGACAUUGACAAUCUUUUUGUAAUUCCCUUCAUCGGGGACUACUUCCGGUGUUACGCGUUGAUUGCAUUUUGAUAUUAUUACGAUGUUAAUAAUAAUAUUAUGUUUAUAUAAUACGAUACACUUUACUGAUUGAUCAAUAUUCUUAACACAAAACUUAAAUUGUUCUAAUUUUUAUCAUUAUCGUUAAACAUUUUAAUUAUACGAAAAUAAUGUAUUAUUAUUAUUAUUAUUAUUAUCUAAAAUAAACCAACA